Messenger RNA from Paraphaeosphaeria sporulosa, 504 nucleotides. RefSeq lists its product as uncharacterized. NCBI's taxonomy places the organism in Eukaryota, Fungi, Ascomycota, Dothideomycetes, Pleosporales, Didymosphaeriaceae. The coding region runs from base 1 to 504 and encodes 167 amino acids. The transcript has a single exon. The record is from RefSeq and is a predicted model, not a curated record.
AUGGAAACCGUCAAGCCAAGCUCAUCUGGAUGCACGAUUCCAUCGCAAUAUAGUUUUGAUGCGUCUGUCUGCUGGUCUGCAACUUCAGCCGAUUUCUUGCGAGGGGAUGUGAGCGCUGCGGUCCACAUUUCCACAAUGACUGGCUCCGUAUGCAGCGGUGACGAUGCAUCUUCGGAGACGCAGAUUCUACAGGGCAGGACCGCAAUCAUAUGCCACUUAACUCAACAGCAGAGUUUUAAUACCUGGACGUACUGGUCAUUGACGAGUCUCUUGUCUACGUACACAAAUCUCGAACUUGAUCCUGAUUCAUCUACAAAAACCGUUAUUACCACAUACACCCAAACGUACGAAGGGGUGAAUGUACCAUCGAUGCGGGAAAAAUGCUUUCCAGGCCCAAGAGAUUGCGGGUACAAGUACAAAGGCGCAGGUUGCCCAGACGGACACACGCCACUCAGCACAGCUGUCUAUAGUAGCACCUCGACUCUGAUUUGCUGUCCCUUGUAA